AGUGUCAGCAUCAGUUAGUAUCGAGUAAUCUGUAUUUUUCGUUAUACAAUUUGUCAAUUUCGAUAGUAAAUGUGACGGAUAGAUACAUUUCUAUUACACUUUUUUUUAUGAAUUUCCGUGAAAUUUGCAAAUUAUGAAAGCAAUAUGAUAUUAGAGUAUGGCUGAAUUACAUAUAUUUGGACAAAUUUCAUCUGCAAAGAAUUUUAAACAGAUACGACUUUUCUUAUCGAAAUUUUCCUGUGAUAUCAAUUGCUGUUGUGAUGUAGAUUGCAAUCAGUUUCAAUUGACUGCUUUUUCAUAUUGUCAAGAUCAUCAUGUGGAUCUGUAUAACAGUCAAUAUUGUUACAAUUGGAAUUUUAUACAACGAAAUAAUACGUCUUUCAUUCUUGAGAAACUUGCAAAUAAUUUGUUCUGCAUUUUAUAUGACAAUCUUCCAUCUUCGUAUAGCAUCGAUAACGAUUUGAUACUACAAAAUAAGGAAGACUUGUGGCGAGUGGUGCAGAUGGAGAGAUAUAAAUGGAAUUUAAAAAAUGCCAAAACGUUGCUCAAAUAUAAUUUAACUAAAUAUUACCAACAUGGAGACAUAUUGUGGAAAUUACAUAACAAUUUUAUUGAACCAACAGAACUUUUACAACCUGGUUUUAAUGAGAAGUGUUCAUUCAAAAAGACUUUAAAAUAUUUAGAGAAUUGGAAAAGUGCAUGCAUACAAAAUGAAUUAACAAAUGUUAAUCCAUAUUUGUUUCCUAUAACAUUCAGUAAUUUUACUAUUAUUAGUUCGCCACCUUUGUUCAACGAGACACUCAUAACAGAACAGAUUUGCCAAAGGAACGUCUGUUUGCCGAUGAGGAUUCAUUACUGUCUGAAUUCAUUUUCUGACUGUAAUCGAACUAAAGUGUCAAGUUUUUGCACGAACUUUACAUGUACAAAUAUUGUAAAGGGUUUAAAAUAUAUGAUCGGUCACAACGGUUCUGCUGGUAUUAACAGCAUUGAUGUAUAUUUCAAUAUAGGCAAUGUUUCUCGCGCCUUCUAUCAAUAUUUUGAAAUCCAAUACGAUUGGAUAGACACAAAUAAAACAAGAAUUUUCGUUCGUAGUGGAAAUCCUGGCUAUGUAAUAGGUAAACCGAUUAUUAUUGGAUUUCGCGCCAAUGAAAGCGAUGAAAUUCUUUUUAACAAGACCGACGCAUUUCUUACAUUGCCAUUCUGUGGAAAGAAUGGGGAGUAUGAUAGACAUAUUGUUGCCUUCGGUGAAGAUAUUAAGUUAAAAUGUUUUGUUAAAUUGUUCACUAAAAAUUUCACCAUGUCAUCUUGCACAAAACUACAAAAUAUGACGAUGAAUCUCUUGAUGAAAGAUUCCUUACUAAAUGUAAAUCAGCGUUACAGCACUUACAUUUCUAAACUCGGUAAUUUCACCAGCAAAAAUAUAAUGGACUGGCUGCGUAUCACAUUUGAUAGGAUACCACAAAAUGUUGUGACUGCGAGGAUAAUCGGAAAACAGAUCUCAUGUUCAGGAUUAGUUACGUCUUUACACUUAGAUGUCCUUUAUUCGACAUUGCGGAAAUCGAAAACUUUAAUGAAUUAUAAAAUAUUGGGCGUCGGUGUUACGUUUGGUAAGGAAGAAGAUGUUAUUUGGUCAAAGUGUACAGUAAAAAAUUGUACGAAUAUUCUCCAUGUUGAUAUCUUUUCCUAUGUCAAUUUUUAUGACGUUUCGAAGCCGUCCAAAUAUUAUUUUGUCGGUGGACCUAAUUUAGAUAUCAUGUUGCCCUAUGAUUUUUUCUAUCCUUUUCUAAAUGGCUCGAAAAAAGUAGAAAUACUAAAUAUAUUAAUUUUAAUUAUAAAUAUAAUAUUAUAUAGCAUAUAAUGUCUAAUAUAUUGCACAGCUUUUCUUUAGUUAAAUGCGAAGGCGAGUUAAUAACUCUGUGCGCUUUUGUUAUAAAUUUGUAUGUAUGGCAAAGUAAAAAGACAAAUGCACGCGUUUCGCCGUUUUUUGCCUUUACAAAAAAAUACAACAAGAAGAGCCUAGAUAAAAUAUGGUAUUAAAAACAUUAUUGAAAUAAUCUUAUUCAUAACAAUUGUACCCGUACUCUAAAGAGAAAAAAUAAAGAAUUAAAAAAUAAUUAUACUAAAAUUUGUUUCUGAGAGAAGGUUAUUAUAUUAAACAUUAAUUUUUAGCUAUAUGAAUUUCAACUUACUGUACCACUAACAUUAACCACUAUUGAAUUUUACUUAAAAAACUUUACGAACUUUGUUCCAAUUCAAUACAGUGUCUCAAAAGUCCGGCAACGGUAAAAUACGUCGAAAAUAAAACAUUUUUAUAGAUAAAUAUUAUAGACAAAAGUUGCAGAAUACAAACUAAUGUAUUUAACAAAAUUAAAAAUUUAGAUUACGUUAUCAAGGUCAGGUUAGUAACAUUGAUUUUUGAAAAAAGAACCUUCUAUUUCUUAUUCUAAAUCCUAAUAACUAGUGUCAAGCUUUCCAAAACACUAAUGUAACGUUUAUUUCCGUCCGAGUUUAUAUGAAUGAAUAUCGAAGAUAAUAUUAAUAUAUAACCGUGAAACAUUGUU
Molecule: messenger RNA, 2561 nt
Organism: Dinoponera quadriceps
Lineage: Eukaryota; Metazoa; Arthropoda; Insecta; Hymenoptera; Formicidae
Product: tectonic-1-like
Exons: 7
Coding region: 158-1858 (566 amino acids)
Biological process (GO): cilium assembly
Cellular component (GO): ciliary transition zone
Source: RefSeq, a predicted model, not a curated record